Molecule: messenger RNA, 2108 nt
Organism: Gaeumannomyces tritici R3-111a-1
Lineage: Eukaryota; Fungi; Ascomycota; Sordariomycetes; Magnaporthales; Magnaporthaceae
Exons: 6
Coding region: 75-1895 (606 amino acids)
Molecular function (GO): protein binding
Source: RefSeq, a predicted model, not a curated record
CAUGCCCUUUCACCAGUGGCACUUUUCGCCCUCGCCUUCUGCUGCCCUUGGCGACCGCCUCGGAGCUGGAAGUCAUGUCCAUCAUGCGCUGCCUUGCCUUCCUUGCACUGGGCCAAAGUCUAUUUGGGCUUUAUACAGCUUCCGUAGUGGCAGGUUUAAUUGCCCAUCCUGAUGCUCCCACCGCCGUUCACGGCCUGACGGCGAGGAUCCCUCAGUCUUCGGGCGGCCAGGUCCCGUCCGCCGAUGCGUUUUACCGAAGGGCCCACCACAGAGUUGUCGUGCUUGGAGACGCUCUGUACAUUGACGGCGGGGAGGUGUCACAGAUAAUCAACGGAACACAGCCCAAGGACCAAGUUGAGAAGAGCAGUCCCGCGUCGGAAACUCUGUCGAUACCGCUGAAAUCGUCUUGGGAGAUAUCGGAAUUGCGCAUCGAGAGCAUCGAGAAGAGGCUUCCGCCGACGCGAUGGGCCGCCGUCUGGGCGGAGCCCUCUGGCAACUCGUUCUCCGUCUGGGGCGGCUCGACCGUUGCCACCGAACAGAUCUCAUCGAGUCCAGUCAUUGGGACCUUCUCCGCCAACGACAGAAAAUGGGCCGAGGGCCACACCACGGCCGCGAAUGAGGCCGUCGCCGCCGGCAUCCUCAGGUCCGAGAAGAUGGGGUUCGCGAGGGCGGACGGCACUGUAUUCAUGCUGGGCGGCGCGGCGACGAGGUUCACCGACACGCGCGUGCCGUUUGGCCUGAUCCAGGCCACGCCGGGCCUGUACUCGCUCGACCUCGCGACGGGCAGGUGGACCAACGAGUCGGCCGCGGGGGAGGGUUCCUUCUCAAAGACCGGCACCUGGGUCGGCGGCCGGCUGGAGCACGUCCCUGGCUUCGGCGGGCGGCGCGGGGUGCUCGUCGCGCUCGGGGGCGCCGGGCGGCGCCUGGAGCCGACCGGGUAUGGGGCCCAGCCAUCGUCGUUCUAUGGCUUCUCCGAGAUCAAGAUCUACGACAUUGAGCGACGCAGGUGGCACACGCAAACGGCGACGGGCAGCGUGCCGUCCGAGAGGAGCCAGUUUUGCUCCGUGGGCGUGCCGGGACAAGACGGGACUUACGAGAUAUUCGUAUACGGCGGCACCCCCGGCGCGGAAGGCGAACAGGGACAGGCGUUCGACGGCGUCUACGUCUUGAGUCUGCCCGGGUUUUUCUGGUCCCAGGCCACAUCCGGCACGCCCCGUGCCGCGCAUUCCUGCGCCGCAGUCGGGAAGAGGCAAAUGAUCUCGGUCGGCGGCCUGGGCAGGCUCGACGAGAGCCCCGACCACUGGACCACAAAGGACCCCUGGCGCCAGGGGGUGGGCGUGUUCGACAUGACGGAGCUUCAGUGGCGCGGCGGAUACGACGUCAACGCCGCUAAGUACAGAUCGCCACAGGUCGUUGUAGACUGGUACAAGGCAGGGAAUGCCAACAAGAUUGUCUGGGCCUCACCGGCGACGAAGGAUCUCUUUGCCACAGGGAACAACACCAGUUCAAACGGAGGAGGAGGCUCCUCGACAGAUCGAAAAGACGAAACCUCCAAGCCAACUGAUCCCACAGCGACACCAUCAGUCAACAUCGGCCUUGUGGUAGGAGUUGUGGUGGGCAGUGCAGCAUUACUGGGCAUGCUCGCGAUGGCGGUGAUACUCGUGCGGAUGCGAAGACGCCUUGCGAAACCACAGGAGCCGCGCAGCCGCGAACCGUCACCAGAAAGGCGGGCAGAGCUACAGGGGCCGGAAGUCCCUACAGAGACGCCCGACAACCAGAUGGCCGGCAGGCUGUACGAGGCGGACGGCAGCCCCGUACGCGCCGAGCUUCAGGCCUUGGAGGUUCCUGCCGAAAUACCUGGGAACCAGGUUUGGCGGGAAAAGUGGGUGGCUUGACGACUUGGGGCUGGAUAAAGCAGAAUUCUGGUCGAAAGAAAAUUGAAGCAUAAUUUCUCCCAGCUCCCUUGGCUCAGGCCCAAACUAAAGCCUGUCAUAUGUACAAAUCGGCCAUCUCCCUUUGGACUUUUGUCUCGGUGAUGCAACAAAUGGCACCACCAGAGCGAUGAAAACUGCAUUCAUGAGAUGCCCUUGCAAUUGAGUCGUCGUAAC